This is a messenger RNA of Rotaria socialis, 2985 nucleotides long. Lineage: Eukaryota; Metazoa; Rotifera; Eurotatoria; Philodinida; Philodinidae. The record is from the annotation of a GenBank genome assembly.
AUGCUUUCCUGUUGUUAUUGUCAACAGCAAGAAGAUCAUUUAAUAAUUCGUUCGACUGAAAAAUUACCUGUACACACCGAAGUUAUCAAUCUUAGACGUUUAUUAUUUCCGAAUAAUAUAUCGGAUAUUAAAACUAUAGAUUUUAGUUUGGCUAAACGUGAUGAAUUUCCUUAUAUGUAUUUUUUAAUUAAUCAUUCAUCACAAGGCAUAUUAACCAUACGUAAAGAAAUCGAUCGAGAUGAAUUAUGUCGUUUACGCUAUUGCCGUUGUGAUACAUGGUGUGAUUUGGAACUUGAAAUAAUUGUUGAUAGGGAAGGAUUUAAUAUUGAAUUGAUAAUAAUACGUAUUAUUGAUCGUAACGAUCAUAAGCCAGUAUUUUUAAAGAAUCAAAUUAAUUUGACGAUUGUUGAAAAUGCACCGAUGGGCGCUAUGAUUAAAUUAGAAGCAGCUGUAGAUCAUGAUCAAGGGCCAAAUAGUAUUAUUGGUUAUUCACUUAUAUCAUCGAAAGCGCUUCCAUUUUCUCUUCUUUACAAUUUAAUACGUGGUGAUCUAUCACUUGUCGUUGAACAAGUACUCGAUCGAGAACUAAUAUCGUCAUAUACAUUUGAUAUUAUUGCUCGAGAUGGAGACAACCAAACAGGAAUAUUACAUGUUUUAGUUACAAUCGAUGAUAUCAAUGAUUCACCACCAAAAUUCGAACAAUUGGUUUAUAUCAUAAAUAAUAUAAGUGAAUCUAUAUCAAUCGAUUCGAUAAUUAGUCGUGUACAUGCAAUCGAUGAUGAUGACGGAGUUAAUGGAGAAAUAAAUUAUUAUUUAAUUAGUCAAGAUAAUUGUUUUCAUGUUGAUGCAGUAACAGGUGAUAUUCGUGUUCGAUGUUUACUAGAUUAUGAAACACAAACAACACAUCGAUUAGAAAUUGAAGCAAGAGAUAAAGGAGAAGGUUAUAAAACAGAUUUUUGCACAGUAUUAAUCCAUGUAUUAGAUGAAAAUGAUAAUGCUCCAAUAAUUGAUAUUUAUUCGCAUGAUAUCCAAACUGGCAUGAAUUCAUUAACAAUAUGCUUAAAUGAAUCAGUACCAAUCAAUUCUCUAAUAUUAUCACUUUCGAUAAUUGAUCGAGAUUCUGGUGAUAAUGCACGUGUUACAUGGAAACUUGAUCCAUUAUCGUUGAUUCCAUUUGAAUUAAUUCGUUUAACAGAAAGUACAGGUGAAUUACGUACAAAAAAUUUGCUUGAUUACGAACAUGUUUCUCAAUAUAAUUUAACACUCGAAGCACAUGAUCAUGGUCGGCCAUUUUCAAGAUCAACACAUUUAAACAUAUAUAUUAUCAUCCUAGAUGAAAAUGAUAAUAUACCAACAUUUAAAGAAAAUAAUAUGACAGCAACUAUAAACGAACAUGUUAAAUUGACAAGUCAAGAUGGUUAUGAAAUAUUUCAUCUUCAUGCUUUGGAUUAUGAUCAUGGCCUUAAUGGAGAAGUUGUCUAUUCAAUAAUUAAUAAUGAAAAUAAUGUUUUUCGCAUCGAUUCAAAUACAGGAAUAAUUCGAGCCCUGAUAGAACUCGACAAAAAACAACACGAUAAAUAUAUUUUACAAGUUAAAGCACAAGAUAAAGGACAACCGUCAUUAUCAUCUCAAGGAACAAUAACAUUUACAGUUAUCAGCCAAAACGAAUAUCCUCCUGAAUGUGAUAUUAAUAAUAAUAAUCUUUCGUGGUCUAUACUGGAAAAUAGUGAAUAUGGUACAAUCAUUGGUAUGUUAUCAUGUCGUGAUGAUGAUAAAGAUCUACCCAAUGGAGAGAUUAGUGUACAUCCUCAAUGGUUUCCUGAAGGAAAAAUAGAUGCUCAAAAUAAAUAUAUGAUUCCAUUUGAAAUAAUGAUAACCAAAAGUAAUAUUACUGAGUCAACGCUAUUGAUAAUAAUAUCAGUAAAUGGCUCAGUAGAUCGUGAAAUGUUUUCCUUCUAUGCAUUGACUCUUGUUAUAUCGGAUCAUGGAAAUCCAUCUCUAUCUACAAAUAUUUCUAUUGAAAUUGAAAUACUUGAUGAGAAUGAUCAUUGUCCACAAUUAAAUAUUGAAUCAUCAUUUAUUAUGAUAAAUCGCGAUGUAACACAAUCAUAUUUUCUAAUAAAUUUAGUUGCCUUCGAUCUUGACAUUGGUUCAAAUGGAAAUAUAACAUUUGAAUUAUCACCUGAAACAUCACCGCUAUUCAUCAACCUAUAUCCUAAUGGUACAUUGAUUGUUGAAACUGAUUCAUAUUUGAUUGCAGAUGAUUCGUUAGUACUGUUACAUGUACAAAUACGAGAUCAUGGCCAACCAAUACCAUGUCUUAUCGUUGAAACUCUACGUUUAUUUAUUGGUACUAAUAGAACUAAUUGGAGUCUUCCUACCGAAGGAUUUCAACAAGGUAAACGAAUGGCUAAUGCGUAUUCAAUCUCAUCAUCCUCACGGUCGUCUUCUCUUUUCCAAUUUUCUUCAUCAAUAUCUUUAUUGUCUACACGUAAACAAAUUUUAUCAGUAUUUAUUGGUUCAUCAAUUCUUAUGUUUAUUGUGGUGUUAACAAUGGUAUUGUGUUUCAUUGAUUGCAUUCAUAAAACUGCUAAAGAAAAAAAGCAUAAUCUAUCAUUGAUUAAAUCAAAUAGUAUUAGCAAUAAUAGUUCAACUCCUUUAACAAAUACUAAACAUGAUUUUAAUUCAUUGCCAACGGGAAAAAAAACUUUCUACGAAGAUAAUUCAUCAACAAACCAUUACAAAAGUUUCAUACCAACAACGAAAACGAAACCAAUUACGAAAAUUUUAUCAUCAACUUCACAUUCAUCGUCAUCUAUUGAUUCGACAACACGUGUUAAUACCGCUCAUAAUCGUGCAAUCACAAAUAAAUAUACUUAUGUAGCACUGAAUACAAGUGAUGAUUUCAUGCCUGUUGAUUUUGAUGAUAAUAUAAACAGUAAUGUUGAUGAUAAACGAUUCGAAUUAAUGAUGACUACCGUUUAG